Molecule: messenger RNA, 711 nt
Organism: Helianthus annuus (common sunflower)
Lineage: Eukaryota; Viridiplantae; Streptophyta; Magnoliopsida; Asterales; Asteraceae
Product: protein FAR1-RELATED SEQUENCE 5-like
Exons: 1
Coding region: 1-711 (236 amino acids)
Biological process (GO): regulation of DNA-templated transcription
Source: RefSeq, a predicted model, not a curated record
AUGUUAUUCGACACAGGUGAUGACGUAUAUAACUUUUAUAAAACUUACGCAGAAGCGGGAGGUUGGACUGUAAGGAAGGGCAUACAGCACGAGAACCGUGGUAUUGUUAUAAACAAGUACUUUUUCUGUUCAAAGGAGGGUCAAAAAGACUUUCGACCAGUUGAUACUUUAGUUGAACAGCCGUCCGAUAGGUGGGUACGUAGGGUACCAUCCAAAAGGACCGGAUGCCAGGCUGCGAUCAGAAUAAAACUUACCGAUGCUAAGAAGUAUUUGCUUUAUCAUUUUAUAGAGGCGCACAACCACGAUUUUGUGCAUGAAGAAGAUUUACAUCUUCUCAAGGAAAACAGGGGUAUUAAUCGUGCACACGAAGAGAUGAUAAACAAGAUGUCACAUCUCAACAUCGGGCCUGUUCGUGCAUUUAACAUUAUGAAGGAAGUGUAUGGUGGGUUCGACAAAGUCGGUGCUACCAAAGUCGAUUUUAAGAAUUUCAAGAAAGAGUUAAAUCUUUUUAUCGGAGAGUUUGAUGCGGAAAUGUUUGUCAAGCGUCUGAUGAGGAAAAAGGAGUUUUUACCGAACUUCUCUUGUGAAUAUGAAACCACAGACGAAGGUGUGUUGAAGUGCAUUUUUUGGGCCGACGAGGAUAUGAAGAGAAAUUAUUAUAUGUUUGGGGACGUUAUAUCAUUUGAUGCUACAUACAAGCGUAACAAGUAA